Messenger RNA from Colletotrichum godetiae, 931 nucleotides. RefSeq lists its product as uncharacterized. The transcript is spliced from 2 exons. NCBI's taxonomy places the organism in Eukaryota, Fungi, Ascomycota, Sordariomycetes, Glomerellales, Glomerellaceae. The record is from RefSeq and is a predicted model, not a curated record. Bases 44 to 931 code for a protein of 295 amino acids.
AGCUGAGCACUGCCCACCCGUGCUCACUGCUCAGUGUUGAAGAAUGACACAGUUCCAACGCGGGAUGGAUGUCUCUCGAUUUGUUCUGGUAGGGAGGCACGAGGUAGCAGUUCACGGCAACCUGAAGCACCAAACCUGUAGAUCAUCUCAGACCCACGGAACGCAACAUCAGCCCAGUGACACAUCGCUAAAGGGUACCAAGCAGCCAUCGCGCAGGUUUAAUUCAACUCGGUGGACCGAUCCAGGAAAGGCCCUGUUUCGUGGUGCUCGUAUCUUCAUCUCUGGUCACAUCUGGUCACUUCCCAGCUCGACUAUCACUAUCAACCAGGGACGGUUGCAGGAAAGUCUGUUGAGCAGUCGUACUGAAGCUUUCGAGCUAGCCAAGGGUUCGAUUCCUCCAACGUUCGACAAUGGAAUGUUGACAAUUUCUUCAACUCUCGAACCAUUGAUGCCGGUUCCACUUAUAUCUCACAACGAGUUGACAACUCAAGCGACAAGAGAGCUUCCUUCAGCAUUCACACUUACACAUAUUGCCCUCCGCAUAAUCGACGUCAAACCACCGACUGAAGAAUUGACAGCAACUGCCAAUCCACCCCUUGGGCAUCCCAAGUACCGACUUGGCCCCAUCCUCUUGUCGUCCCAAAACCAUCCCCUCGAUGUCGAUCUCGUACAAAGUGUAUCACGCCUGCCCUCCCCUGUCCCAGACACCACGGCAAAAAUGCAACUUGGCAUCCCGAGUCCGACAACUGCGACAGAAGAUCUUAAAACCCGCCCAACUCUGGACAUCCUCUUUAAACGCCAUUCUUCUUCCCAAACCCCUAGUUUAACCUCGCUCGGCCAUCCUCCCUCUUCAUUGCAACGCUCCAUGUCACCUCGACCGUCAACGUCCCUCGCUUAUUUCGAUCCACGCCCCGCCGCCGCGUUCGUCUAG